AUGUCUCAUAAGUUAACUGUACUGCCAUAUCUUAUAAAAUUCACUCCCAAAAUACCAAUUAACUCAACUCAAGUUGGAGCACAAACUAAAGACAAUACAGAAUCGGAUACCAUUAACGAAAGUAAUACUAAUGAGCUCAAGAUAAACAUAUAUGGAUUUGAUCUUGAUCACACAGUCAUCAAACCGAAGAGUCCUAAUUCUCGUUUUGCAAGAAGUUCGACGGAUUGGCAAUUCAUGACAUAUUCCAAAAAUUCCCAUUCUAAAAGCACAUUACAAACAUUAUUUGAAAUCGUUAAAAAUGACCCUCUUGGUCAAAUAGUCAUAUUUUCAAAUCAAGGUGGAAUAGUAGCGAUACCACCCACAUCCAAAAGUUGUAUAAAAUUCACUGACAAGGUCCAAUUGUUUCUUAAAGCCAUCAGUGAACAAGAUGUCGAGAAGAAACUGAUUAAUAAUAUAUGGAUUUAUGCAGCACCCAAACAACCUGCUUCUCUAUUUAAAAGUAGGAAGCUGAAAUCAGCAACUAUUAAGGGCAAAGUUACCAAAUCUUUAAAUGUAGGAAACGAAUCAAUUAGCAAGAGUACUUCAACAACCACAGUUCUCACGCCUGAACUGUUCGAUAGUAUGAGGAAACCUAAUAUUGGUAUGUUUAAAGAGUUUGAAAAGGACUUCAAAUUGUUAGUAGGAAAUAUUAGCACUGAAAUUAAAUGCACAGGUCAGUUAGUCUGGAUCUACUACUGUGGGGAUGCAGCGGGAAGAUCUAAUGAUUUUAGUGAUUCAGACAAGAAAUUUGCCAAAAAUUGUGGAGUCGACUUUAAGACACCAGAAGAAAUUUUCUAA
Messenger RNA from Naumovozyma dairenensis CBS 421, 837 nucleotides. It is a transcript of the gene TPP1, whose product is annotated as polynucleotide 3'-phosphatase. NCBI's taxonomy places the organism in Eukaryota, Fungi, Ascomycota, Saccharomycetes, Saccharomycetales, Saccharomycetaceae. The coding region runs from base 1 to 837 and encodes 278 amino acids. Gene Ontology annotation, biological process: DNA repair. Gene Ontology annotation, molecular function: double-stranded DNA binding; ATP-dependent polydeoxyribonucleotide 5'-hydroxyl-kinase activity; polynucleotide 3'-phosphatase activity. The transcript has a single exon. The record is from RefSeq and is a predicted model, not a curated record.